Messenger RNA from Letharia lupina, 969 nucleotides. RefSeq lists its product as uncharacterized. The transcript has 6 exons. NCBI's taxonomy places the organism in Eukaryota, Fungi, Ascomycota, Lecanoromycetes, Lecanorales, Parmeliaceae. Gene Ontology annotation, molecular function: methyltransferase activity. The record is from RefSeq and is a predicted model, not a curated record. The coding region runs from base 1 to 969 and encodes 322 amino acids.
AUGGAGAACUCUCGUAUUCUAGAGCUGGCCGCCGUCAUAAACAGAUCUGUCAAAGCUGUGCAUGAGUCGCUUGUCAAAGAAACUUUUCCUUUUCCGUCCUUUGAGGCAAAUGCAUCCGGAUCGCUACCAGAGGGUCUGUUGGAGAACCAAGACGCUGUGCUUGACGCAACCGCAGAGCUUCAUGAUCUCUUUCUUGGUCCCCUCAAUCUGCUAUUUCGUCACGGUGGGCAUAACAAUAUGCUCUGUCUACAAGCUAUCACUCGAUUCGAUAUUGCAAAGAAGUUCACCGUGGGAGAGCAAGUCUCAUAUGCACACCUGUCGAAGUCGACAGGGCUCAACGAGCAGCUACUUCGGCGCCUUCUCCGUCAUGCCAUGAUGAUGCGAGUCUUCUCGGAGCCUACAAAAGGUCUCGUGGCACAUACCGCUGCAUCUAACCUUCUAGCUGAACCGUGCAUGCACGAUUGGAUGAAAACAGGUCGCGAGGAAAUGUGGCCUGCGGCAACACGAUGGAGAAGUGGCCGGCUUCACCAGGAAGUCAAUGAAAUUGGUUAUGCUCUUGCUAACGACACAGGAAAUUCCAUAUAUCAAAGUAUUGGCUCGGAUCCACGUCGUGGGGCGCAAUUUGCGAACGCCAUGAAGGCAUAUACCUCAAGAUCUGGUUUUGAGGUUUCUUAUAUCAUCAACAAUUAUAAAUGGGAUGGUUUGGUUAAGUGCUUGUGUACAGAUACUUCGCUGUCUCAGACCGGCGUUGAGGCACGACACUCGGGUCGUGAUCCAGGAUACAUGCUUACCCGAGCUUGGAACGAUGGCGCAGUGGAGAGAAAAGGACUUCAGCGCGACCAGGACGAAUGGAAGCUUCUGUUUCAAGAAGCGGACCCUCGCUUUGAUUUCAUUGGAGUUGAAGAGCCUAGAGGAUCGGCUUUGGCAAUUAUCGAGGCUCGUUGGAACUAUUUUCAAUCAAGCUCUUAA